This is a messenger RNA of Triplophysa rosa, 3626 nucleotides long. RefSeq names its product low density lipoprotein receptor b (gene ldlrb). Gene Ontology annotation, molecular function: protein binding; calcium ion binding. The record is from RefSeq and is a predicted model, not a curated record. The transcript has 18 exons. The coding region runs from base 105 to 2633 and encodes 842 amino acids. Lineage: Eukaryota; Metazoa; Chordata; Actinopteri; Cypriniformes; Nemacheilidae.
UCGGGUUUUUCCAGGCAGAGCAGAUUUUUUCCUGUCACUGUGGUGUCGAGAUCAUUCAUAGAGAGAUUUUAAACUGCUUGUGAAAGAUCGGACCUGCAGCUCAGAUGAUUCGGAUCGGACUUCAGAUCAGUCUCAUCUCCUUAGUUCUUCUGCUUCACUGUCUUCCCAGGACCAGUGCAGCGGUGUGCAGCCAGGAGCAGUUCAGGUGUGGAAAUGGGAAGUGCAUCACCAGCCGUUGGGUUUGUGACGACACAGAUGACUGUGGUGACGGAUCCGAUGAACUUGUGUCUUCUUGCAAAGAGAAGACGUGUGUGACGGGUCAGUUCAGCUGCGGCGGGCGUCUCAAUCAGUGCGUGUCCUCCAGGUGGCGCUGUGACGGCAAAGCCGACUGCGAGAACGGAGCGGACGAGCAGGGCUGCGUGCUAAAGAACUGCACGGACGGAGAGUUUCGCUGUACGAGCGGUCAGUGCGUGUCGCUGUUGUUCGUGUGCGACGAGGAUUCCGACUGUGACGACGGCAGCGACGAAGCUUCCUGUCCCGCCCCCACCUGUAGCCCCGGCUCCUUUCAGUGCAAUAACUCGGUGUGUGUGCCUCGUCUCUGGGCCUGUGACGGCGAGCCCGACUGCGCGGACGGCUCGGACGAGUGGCCGCAGAACUGCGCUUCUGGGACGGCGCAGCGCUCGCACGACAACUGCAGGACUCACGAGUUUCGGUGCGGCAGCGGCGAGUGCGUUCACGGUGGCUGGAGGUGCGACGGAGGCUUUGACUGCAGCGAUCGUUCGGACGAGUACAACUGCACCACGCCCACCUGCCAUCCGUUUGAGUUCACCUGCGCAGACGGCAGCUGUGUUCCAGGAAAUCGUCAGUGUGAUGGGAAUGAUGACUGUCAGGAUGGCAGUGAUGAGACGGACUGCGUCAGAGUGACCGCGUGCGACGGCUCGAGCAGGUUCAAGUGUCACAGCGGCGAGUGUAUCAGUAUGGAUAAAGUGUGUGACAGUCAGAGGGAUUGUCGUGAUUGGUCAGAUGAGCCUGUCAGAGACUGCAACACUAACGAGUGUCUUAAGGACAACGGCGGCUGCUCUCACAGGUGUAAUGAUCUGAAGUUGGGUUCUGAGUGUUUGUGUCCUGAAGGUCAUCGCCUCAUCAAUCACACACACUGUGAAGAUGUGGACGAGUGCGCAGACGCAGACACCUGCAGUCAGAUCUGCAUUAAUCUGAUUGGAAGCUUUAAAUGUGAAUGUAACGCCGGCUAUGAACUGGAUCACAUGACCAGAGACUGUAAAGCAGUUACAGCAUCAGCAGCGUUUCUGCUCUUCAGUACUCGUCAUGAGGUGAGGAAGAUGAUGUUGGGCAGCAGGGAGUACACAUCACUUGUCCCGCAGCAGAAGAAUGUUGUGGCUUUAGAUGUGGACAUUCCUAAUGACAGAAUCUUCUGGUCUGAUGUGAGCCAGAAAACAAUCUACAGCGCACUGGCUGGUGACCCCGCCCACCACACCACUGUGAUUGACAGCCAAAUCUCCACCCCUGAGGGCCUGGCAGUGGAUUGGAUCCAUGGAAACAUCUACUGGACUGACAGCCAGUUAGGAACCAUCUCCGUGGCAACCACAGACGGGUUAAAACGCAAGACUCUCAUCAGAGACGGAUUACAGAAUCCUCGCGCCAUUGUUGUGGACCCUCAUCGAAAUUUUAUGUUCUGGACGGAUUGGGGCAUUUCGGCUCGCAUCGAGAGGUGCGGUUUGAACGGUGCGGAUCGGACGCCUCUGGUCACAGACAACAUCGCGUGGCCCAAUGGCAUCACACUGGAUAUGCUGAAUCAGCGUCUGUACUGGGUGGACUCAAAGAUGCACACACUGUCCAGCAUCAGUGUGACCGGAGGAGAACGACACACAAUCAUCUAUGAUGAACAGAAGCUUCUACAUCCACUCUCACUGACUGUGUUUGAGGAGAAGGUCUUCUGGACGGAUGUGUCUAAUAACGGCAUUUGGAGCGCAAACCGAGAGACGGGCCGAGACGUCACAGCUGUAGCUCAACACCUGCAAUCACCUGGAGAUAUUGUGCUGUAUCACAGCCUCAAACAACCGACAGGGCAGAACUGGUGCAGAGAGGCGGAGCUUGACAAUGGUGGCUGUGACUUUCUGUGUCUGCCGGCACCGGCGAUUAACAAACGCUCACCCAAAUACACGUGUGCGUGUCCUGAUCACAUGACCCUGGCGGCAGACAUGAGGAGGUGCGUCUCAGUUUCAACACCUGCAGCCACGACUACAACGCUGUUACCCACGACAACCAGAACUCCAUCCAGAACCAUGACAUUAUCACACCGUCAGAAGAAGCCGAGUGAAGACACCACUCAGAUGAGAGGGAUUAAUGAAGCACAAGAGCCGAUCUCCAGCCCUUUCCCUCAUCCCACAGUCCUGUACAUCACACUUCCAAUAGUCGCCUUGUGUCUGAUGGUGUUUGGUGGUGUGUUGCUAUGGAGACACUGGCGUCUAAAAAACACCAACACAAUUCACUUCACCAACCCAGUGUAUCAGAAGACAACAGACGACACCGUCCACAUCUUCAGAAGCCCCAGUCUGGAUGGCUACACACAUCCAUCGUGUCAGAUGGUCGCUUUGGAUGAAGAAACGGCCUGACGCAUCUACAGUGACGUCCAGAAAUGUGUGCCUGAGGUCAAAAGAAACGCUGCUCUGAAGUGAACUGAAGAUGACACACUUGUGUGUGUGUGUGUGUGUGUGUGUGUGUGUGUGUGUGUGUGUGUUAUAAUAACCUUUUAUUGGAGAUACUUGAACAUCUGACGGACUUAAGAGAUUCACAGGAUCUAAAUGCCCUUAAGAUGCUUUGAGACACAUGAAGUACUCAUAAGGUGCUGCGGUCUCUGUAAAGUCAUGCUUUGCACUCAAGAACAAUGCAGCUGUUUUAUAUAGAACUUCUUUAACAUUCAUUGAUGGAAGGUAUUAACACUCUACGUAUACUCACAUAUUUAACCUAAUGUUUGUAAAUAUUGAUUAUAUUUAUAUGGAAGGCAGAUAGCCGUCUCUCUUCUUGCACUAUAUCUGUCGACCUUCACUUUUUAUAAAUGCGCAGGGCUUCUUUAAUGAUUCAAAUGAAACGGUGUGAGAGCUUUUUCUGUUUGCUGUACAUUCUGUUACUCGUGUGAAUGUAGUGGGUUGUUUUUAUAUCCAUCACUGCAGGAAGUUUCUCUGUCAUGUCUGCGAGAUCAGCGCGUGUCGUAGAUCUCAGAAUUCUUACACGAUGCCUUGAAAAGUUCUCAGGUGUUCUGUCAUCAUGAUGGAGAACCAUUUGCUUGUUAUUGUCAGACAUGCAGGUACAAUGUUAUCAGAAGAGUUCCUUUAGAUUUGUUGUUAUCACAUGUUAAAUGAAGAAUCUCGUCUGUAAAUAUUGUCAUGUCACACUUUUAAAUCUAAGACUUGUAACUUGUACAAAGAAAAUGACUUUUAUUUAUUCUGUAUUAGUUUAUUUUUUAUAUUUUUGUGGUGAAAAUGUAUGUAAUGAUUUUGUGGGAUGGAAAACCAUCCUGAAAUGUUACUGCACUACAGAAAGACCUUCCUUUCUAUGUUUGAAGGAUAAAACCCAAAUGUGAAGCAUUAAACCAGGUUUGUGCCUCA